Schizosaccharomyces osmophilus is the source of this 708-nucleotide messenger RNA. Its product is annotated as Maf-like protein, nucleoside-triphosphate diphosphatase, ASMTL-like protein. The transcript has 4 exons. Gene Ontology annotation, molecular function: nucleoside triphosphate diphosphatase activity. NCBI's taxonomy places the organism in Eukaryota, Fungi, Ascomycota, Schizosaccharomycetes, Schizosaccharomycetales, Schizosaccharomycetaceae. The coding region runs from base 1 to 708 and encodes 235 amino acids. The record is from RefSeq and is a predicted model, not a curated record.
AUGGACGGUCUUCCACCUUCUUAUGAAUCUCAUUUCACUCUGGAUACACCUGUUCAUCAAAAGUUGAAGGACAAGCGUGUUAUUCUCGCCUCUGGUUCUCCUCGCAGAAAGGAACUCUUCCGCCAAAUGGGUUUCUCUAAUAUAGAAGUAUCCGUAUCUGGAUUCCCCGAGAAUUUGAGUAAAUCUGCGUACGUUACUCCUUGGGAAUACGCUGCCGAUACUUCUUCUCAAAAGGCUUUAGCUGUCUAUCAAAGCUUGGCUGCCGAAGAAGAUUCCCCAGAUGUUGUUGUCGCUGCAGAUACCGUGUUGAUUUUGGAUAGCGAAAUUAUUGAAAAGCCUGCUGAUCCAAAAAAUCAUUUGUCCAUUCUCAAAAAGCUUCGAGACUCCAGAGAUCCACACAAAAUAUUUACUGCCGUCACCGUGAUUGUGCCCAUGGAUGUCCCCAUUCAUCCCGGCUACGUUAUGAAAACUCAUUUGGAGGAAACUCAAGUGAAGUUUGAUCCUUCUCUUACCAAUGAAUUUCUGGAAGCCUACGUUCGUUGCGGCGAGGGUCUUGAUAAGGCUGGUGGCUAUGGUAUUCAGGGAUUUGGUGCUCUUUUGGUAGAAUCCAUUCAAGGUGAUUAUACCAAUAUUGUUGGACUUCCUUUGCGUGCUACAUACCGUCUUUUGGAAGAAGCACUUGACCAAGGAAAUGCAGAGAAUUACUAA